ACUGAAAAGUCAUGAUAAUUUUUUAUAAAACAAAUAGUUUUUCGCAAUGGACGAUUCGUUUUUCGGGUUUGAUACAACCUCAGCACUACCGGAUGACGAUGUUGGCAUUGCAGAGCCACCGGAGGAGGCGUACGAUGCACUAAAUGAUGAAACCUUCGGCUCUGCGCUAAACGGCGACUGGGAGGAAGCCCACGAAACGCUGGUGCGGCUCGAUGGCAAUGGCGAAAGAAUUAAUAGACGCAAAGGCAAUGAUUUUACAGAUCAUAACCACACCGCGAAUGGUACUUAUGCCAACCAUAACCAUAAUCAUAACCAGAACCAGCAGCAACACCAUCAGCUGCUGCAGAUGCGUGGCUUGCAGCAAGGCAGCAGCAUUGGUGACUCGGACUUGGAGUUGAAUCUAUCUUCGAUGAAACUGGAUGAUGUUGACCUGAGCACUUUUGGUGAAAGUGAUGGCAGCAAUCGCAUAAGCUGCGAUUCGGGCGUUUGGUCGUCGCAGCCGUUUCCUAUGCCAAAUAAUCAAAUGCUUUUUCGGGAACAUUAUCGCAGCGCGUUUAAACCACAGUCUCAAGCAGACGCAGUCGCAGCAACACAAAUAAAGUCGUUUCAAGAGGCAAAUGCCAAUUUCGGUUUGCCACCUAUGCCGCCACCAACAUCAGCCAAAAUUACCACGCUCGAGGAUAUUGAACGCAAUUUAAUUAUACAGCAAUCAAUGCCUAAGCAGCAGGCCCAGCAACAACAACAACAGCAGCAGCAGCCACAGCAAAUGCAAAUGCAACAACAACAUGAGUUCAAUCGUCACCAAGCAGUAGUAACACCAACAAUGCAACAACAUAUGCAAAAGCCACCACAGCAUAAAGCACCGCCAGGCUUCAUGGGACCCACGCCACAAACGCCGCCGCCAAGGCCGAAUUUGGGAUUUCACGGCCCGCUGCCGGUGCCAGGUCAAGGUCCUAAUGCCGGUCCUGGUCUAAUGCCAACACCCCAACCCCAGCAUCAGCAUAUGAACGGACUCAGUGGAAAUCGUGUGCCGCCGGGCUUCAUCUAUCCACCCGGUAUGGGAGCCAACAUGCCACAUCCCUUGCUGCAGCAGCCUGGUCCAUUACCACCCAACUUUCCACGACCACUGCCAAACCCACAUCUGCCCACGGCGCUAAAUAACUUUGCUAUGCAUCCCAGCUUCAAUGCCAUGCGCGCCGCUGGAAUGCAUCCCGCUGCCUUUAUACAACCGGGUCCGCCAGGACCGCCACGAAUGCCGCCACACAACCUGAUGAAUCAGCAGCCGAACUCUAUGUACAACAUGUUCAAUAUGCGUCUGGUGCAGGAAAUACAACAAAAUCAUCCGCUGCUGCAAAAUGUAGCCGCCGCGGCGGCGCGCCAGCAACAGCAGCAGAUGCAGCAGCAGCAACAGCAACAGAAUCGCAACGGCGAGCGCCAAUUGAAGCAGCAGCAGCAGGGACAACCAGGACAGCAACAGCAAAUGAAUCGACAUGGCGGCAAUCUGCCGCAACUGGAGUACGAUGAGUAUGCGAAUCUGAUGAGCACGAGGGAUAAGCACUGGUUGAUUGGCAUACAGCUGUCGCAGUUGAACACAGAUACACCGUAUAUAGACGAUUACUACUACACGAUGUACAGGGAGCGUAAGAUGGGUCAGGUGCGUCACAGUCAGGCACACAAGGACAACCAGCUGAAUCAUCCGCUAACGCAGCCGCGUGGACAUGCGCAGCUUAUAAUGGUGCAGUUGGGUAACAAGAAUGGCCAACGCAACGGCCACGGGCAACAGCAUCGCGAGCGUCAUAAUUCCGAAAAUACUAGCAGCAACAACAAUAGCGGCAACAACCAUAAUAAUAACAACAACAAUGCGCUGCCAACUUACAUAUUUUCACCGCUGAAAUUCGAAAACUCGCUGGGCAAGCUGCAAUAUGGCAGCGUAACAGCGCCGCGCAAGAUUAUCGAUGCGGACAUCAUGGGCAGCGAAGCGGACAGCGCCUUAUCAGCAAGUGGUGCGCCAAAUGCAGAUAAGUCGAAUGACUCCAAUGAAGUGGUGCUGGCGCCCAGUAAUAUGCGCAAAUCACGCCACAUUCUGUUGCAUAUCGAAACGCUUUAUCGUUACUUGCUAAAGCUGGAAGAUCUGGACAGUCCAGAUGUUAUGGCAACAAUUGUGUUGAAAAAGAAAAAGGAAUUGGAGCGCAUUGCCGCGCUGGAGCAACUGGAGGCGGCAAACAAAACACCCGAGGAACGUGCCGCUGAGGCAAGCAAUCCAGGAAGCAUGAAUCCGCAGCUGAAAAAUAAAUUCAACUAUGAAAUUGAACCGCGUGGCGCGCUGGUGACAAAACUCAAAAGCGGCCUUACUUUCAACAAGGUCGUGCUAAUGAUGAACGUGCGCAAGGGCAAGAUACUUUUACGCCGCAUUAUGCCUUUCAUUGCGGAUCAGAGCAUACGCUGGAUUGUUUGGAGCGGCGUUUUUUGCUCUCUGCAGAACGUUGUUAAGAAGGACCGCGACGAUAUGGAGGGCAUGCUCUAUGCCCUUUAUCCAGAGUUCAAGAAACAUUCGCGUGAAGCGAAUUUUGAAACAAUUAUAAGCAUCUCGGCGCAAGUUACACUGAACGACAAAAAAAUGUCGGGCAUCUUUUGCAGUCGAUUCGGUAUACUAUCACUGGUAUGUUUGAUUUCACGUGCUGAAGCGUUAUAUAUGUUUGACAACGACGUCACACUGAGCGAGGAUAACAAACAAAAGUGGCGUGAGUUUUUGGCUCAGGUUGCAUCCUGUCUGAACCGCACCAUACAGAAUCAAACCAUUUCGGUGGCAAUUGAAUCGGAUGCAAUUCAACCCAUGAUGAAUCAUUUUGCGCGGUUCAAAGACUUGAAACUGGAUGCACUUCUGGCGUUGAUAACGGAAGCCAAGCAUCAGCUUUAAACGCAGUCUCCAUUGUUUCAUUUCACUGCACUUUAUAUUAUUUGGUUUUGUGUUUUGAAACGUUACAAUGAACCCCCGAUACACAUUGUAUGACCAUUAUCGCUAUGAUUGUGUUAAUCAUGAUCAUACAAACAAACAUUACACACGCACAAAUUGCAGAAGGCGUUUACACACACACACCCACACACACACAUGCAAACCAGGGCUGGAUAUAUUAACUCAAGCAAAGCAAAAACAAAAGGUACUCAUAAGAAAGUUAAUGAAAUAUGUAAUCAAAAGCAGGAAUGUUUAUUUUGUCCGAAGUAAUGUGCACUUAAAUAAUGGCAUAGGUAUAACUAUAUCACAAAUUGUUAUGGCACAUGCUAAGUUUGGUCAUUGUAUAUAUGCCAUUCUAAUAAGAAUUUUCUGAAAUUGGUCAUGCUCUUAAUAUAUAUUUUUUUUUUAUCUUGUGUCUUUUAACGUGUUUAGUCAACUCACAUAGUCGCUGAUUUAACAUAUUAGUCGGGCUUUGAAGGGAAAAAACAUUUUACUAAGUACAUACAUACAUAUAUAUUUAUCAGUUAAUAUAAUAUUUAAAUAAGCUCACAGUUUGUAAUUACAUAAAGCCCAAAUUGUUUUGCAUAUAAUCAUGAAUGUAGAAUUGAUUAUGUUACACUUGCUGUGUGAUUAACGUAAUUAAUAUAAUUUAUUUAAUGUGUGUGAUUAGACUUAUACAUACAUACAAACAUAAAUGCAUUAUGUCAGCUAUAUAUAAUUUAAAUUCUUUGUGACUUUGUAAAUAUCAGGCAUUUGAAUUUUCUUUGGAAAACCGACACACAAACCCAUUGUAAUGACCUAAUAUCGCAUUGCGAAAUUAUGAACAAUCCGCUUACUAAAUUUUAUAUAAAUUUGCAUACUACAAAACAAAACAAAACAAAACAUACACACAUAGAUGGAAACAAGUAGAUCGACGUCUUUAAUACAAUAAUAUUCAAAAUUGUGAUAAAUUUUGUCUCUAUUAAACGAUACCGGAUAGUAAAAACUGCACAUGAACAAGAAACCAACCAUUUUAAUAUCUUUAAUUCGAUUAUAUAACAUAUACAAACAUAUGUAGCUUAAAAAGCAAAUGCGCCAGAUCUAUAUUUGUUUAAAAAUCUGACGAUAUUUCUUAGGAAUGCAUGUUUCUUAUUUCAUUAGAGCCUAUAUCUUUUUAGUUUUUAGUCGUUAUAAGCUGCGUAUGGUUUCAUUUUUUAACAUUUUUGCAAAUAUAUAAUCAAGUUGCUUGCAAAAAGAGCAUUGCAAACUUAUAUAUGUAGUAGAUGUAACAGUUUUGUACUGUUUAUAAUGUAUCGAACCGGUACUUGGAAAUUCUUUUAAGAUUUGUAUAAAACUUUGUUUGUUUUUAUGUCAUUUUGUUGCGACCAACUUUCAUAAACAAUUGCCUCAUAAUAGAUUCAUAGAAAGAUGUGCACGUCAAGAGUUUGCAAAUACUCAAGCUAUUUGUCAUAGUUGAGUAUUUAUUGUAUUUAUAUGUAUUUGUACGUAUUAUAAUACCACUUGAAUUUGAUUACAGUUUUUUAUUUAGCCAAUAACAAAAAACCAAAAUGGCAAACAAAUUCGCAAUGUACUUGAUUUCAAAACAGAAGAAGAAUAAUAAUAAAAGCAUACCAAGCCACAGACGACACAUAA
Molecule: messenger RNA, 4585 nt
Organism: Drosophila busckii
Lineage: Eukaryota; Metazoa; Arthropoda; Insecta; Diptera; Drosophilidae
Gene: Patr-1
Product: protein PAT1 homolog 1
Exons: 5
Coding region: 47-2917 (956 amino acids)
Biological process (GO): deadenylation-dependent decapping of nuclear-transcribed mRNA; P-body assembly
Cellular component (GO): P-body
Molecular function (GO): RNA binding
Source: RefSeq, a predicted model, not a curated record